UUUGAAAUCGCCGUUUUUUCCCAGAACUGCUGGAAAGAAGGGCGUUUGACUGUUCCUACCAUGGCGGACAUUCGACAUGGUAAAAAAGGAAAUUGGGGCUGAAUUGCGACGUUAAUUGCACUUCACAGUGAAAAGAGAUCGAGAAUUGACAAUGGAGAUGCCCGAAUGUUCUAUAUGUUUACAACAGUACGACGAAGAAGAAGAUAGAAUUCCGAGAGUAUUAUCAUGUGGGCAUUCUCCGUGUCACUCCUGCUUAAAUGAGUUGCCUCGCCACUGGACAGAUUCCAAUUCUUCCUCCUCUUCCUCCUCCUGCUUGAUCAGAUGUCCUGAAUGCACUCAAUGGGUCAAACUGCCUCUGCAGGGCCCCUCUGGACUUCCAAAAAACAUUGAACUCCUCCGUCUCAUUCAAGCUCUUCAACCAAAACAAGAAAGAGGUAAAUCUAAGCCAAAAGCCCACCUUUCUAGUAAUUUCAAAAACACGGAAUUCAAGCCACCCAAAUUCAAUGGUGGCUUAGACCCACACGGUCCUUGCACAGACUGGGCUAAUUGGAUCAUCCCAGAAGAUGCGAUUCGACUAGAAACUGCAGUCGAAGAAGAUAAUGAGCUUCUUCUUAUUGGGUUUCUGACGGUUGGACCUAAUUUGAAAAAACAGCUGAUUGGACUGAUGCCAAUAGGUCCUCAUGUGACCACCUCUUGCUCACCACCUUCCCCAAAAACCAUCAAAGGAAAUUCAUAUUCUGAAAGGAUAACAGGGUUCCUGCACAGUUUGGUGAAACCUGAAAGGUUGGAGCUGCAGAUUUUGAUGACACAUUCUUUGCUGAAUAGGAAAGUUUGUAGAGUAUUUGGGUUUUGGAUGAGUUGUGAGGGGAUUGUGUAUUUGGUUUGUGAGAAGUUACAGAGAGUAAAAACUAUUUCUAUUCAUUCUGCCCUGUCGGAAUUAAGGUCUUCAACAUCUGGUUUUAGCCCCACAUUUGAUGAAGUGUUGAACAAUUUGUCAAAGAGGGCUGCAGAAAUAUGUGAAGUUGUUGUUAGCCUUCAUUCCCAAGAGAUGGUUUGUGGCUGUCUGGCACCAGAAUGUUUUGAAUUUGACGAGUUUGGGCAUCCAUUGUUUAGCUUGAACAGGGCCCUUCUGUUGAGGACAACGGUGAGAGAGCUGAUUAGAAAUGCUGUUAGUGGUGGUGCCCAGAGUAGUAAGACAGGAGACGUACAGAUUACUGCGUCAAAUGCUUUUUGGAUGUACUUAAGUCCCGAGGUGUUGUCCAUCUUAUACCAAAGUGAGCAAGGGCGCAUUUCAAAUGAGAUUCAAGAAAGAACUACACACAUCAGCUUGAAAGCAGAUGUCUGGUCUUUUGGAUGCUUCUUGCUUAUGCUGUUGAUUGGAGAAUCUCCUUUCAAAGACCUUUCUUUUUCUGAAUUUUUUAGUGCAAUUACUAUAGAAAGGAUAAAAAUUGAUGCUUGGCUUGAUGACAAGCUUUUGUUGGAACCCAUGUUUUCUUCAGUGGACGUUUCUUUGAGAACUCAGUUUGAGCAUUUCAAGCAUAUUAUUUGUAAGUGCUUUGAAUAUGAGCCAGAGAACCGACCAGAUGCACAUGAUCUCUGGAGGAGCCUAAGUGGCUGGUCUACAUCUUCCAAACAGCCAUUCGAAGAUAAACCUUGUUGCAAUGCAUCUAAGCUGGCUAGUUUCUGCUUGGUUCUUGGGGAAUCAUUGUCACCUUUGACUACAGAGAUUGAAUACUGUGGAGAACAGGGAGCUGCUGAUGGUAGGUUAGAAAUGAAAGCAAACAAAUUAAAGGAUAAAUGUUCAAAUGAAAGCAAAGUGGUAGAUGCUCAAGGGACAAAUGGAGGUGUAUUAAGUGCCAAUCGAGAAUCUGAAUAUAAAAUGGAUGAUCUGGAAGUUAUUACUUUAAAAGGGCAUCUUGAUUGUGUGACCGCCUUAACGGUUUGUGGAGAUUUUUUGUUAAGUGCCUCUUAUGACAAGACUAUUUGCAUAUGGUCCUUGCAUUCUUAUUCUCAUUUGCAGACUUUAAGAGGACAUGAGCACAGAAUACUGGCGUUAACUAUCAAUGUAGAACAGUCUUUAUGCUUCAGUGGUGAUUAUGGAGGAUGCAUUUUUGUUUGGGCUAUUGGUACUGUCCCUAGACAAGAACCUGUUAUAACAUGGUAUGAUCAUAAAGACUGGCGUUACAGUGGAGUUCAUUCCUUAGCCAUUUCUAAAGAUGGAUAUCUUUACAGUGGGAGUGGGGACAGAACAAUAAAAGCAUGGUCAUUGCAGGAUUACAGCCUGAUCUCUACCAUGGAAGGCCAUAAGUCAGUAGUGUCAGCAUUGUAUAUCAAUGAAGGGCUUUUGUAUAGUGGAAGUUGGGAUGGAACUGUUCGUUUAUGGUGGCUUAAAGACCAUAGUCCUUUAACAGUUUUAGGGGCUAAUGCUCCAACUCACUUGUGCUCAGUGCAUGCUCUUGCCAUGUGCAACGGUAUCUUAAUUGCCGUUUAUAACAAUGGCUGGCUUGAGAUGUGGAAGGAUGAUAUCCAUUGGAAGUCGUUGCAAGUUCAUGACAGUGCUAUUUUGGCUCUAGAUUGUAAAGAUGAUUGGGUCUUCAUUGGUGGUUGGGACAAGACUAUUAAGGCCUUCAAUUUAAACAAUAUCGCAGAGGAGUUUACUCCCAAAGUCAUCAAUUGCAAUUCUAUAGUAACAUCAUUACUGUUCCAUCAAGGAAACCUUUUGGUAGGUUUUGCUGAGAAAUUCAUAAAGGUAACAAAGUUUUUUUAAUGUAACACAUUGGAGGAGCAAUUUAAGCUCUUAAAUCUACUCACUUGUAUUAAUCAUAACAUAAAGUGGUAGUGUGUACAUCUGCUACAUCUACCCGUUUUUCCCUAUUUUGAGGGAUUUAUAUAUUCGUGUAUGUGAGAGAAAUAUAUACAACAUUCUGUUUGGCAUAUCCUUCCUAAUGCACUCAAUAUUUUGCUUUCA
Cryptomeria japonica (Japanese cedar) is the source of this 2968-nucleotide messenger RNA. RefSeq lists its product as uncharacterized. Lineage: Eukaryota; Viridiplantae; Streptophyta; Pinopsida; Cupressales; Cupressaceae. The transcript has 6 exons. Gene Ontology annotation, molecular function: ATP binding; protein kinase activity; protein binding. Gene Ontology annotation, biological process: protein phosphorylation. The coding region runs from base 152 to 2767 and encodes 871 amino acids. The record is from RefSeq and is a predicted model, not a curated record.